Messenger RNA from Diceros bicornis minor, 2302 nucleotides. It is a transcript of the gene KIZ, whose product is annotated as kizuna centrosomal protein. NCBI's taxonomy places the organism in Eukaryota, Metazoa, Chordata, Mammalia, Perissodactyla, Rhinocerotidae. Gene Ontology annotation, biological process: spindle organization. The record is from RefSeq and is a predicted model, not a curated record. The coding region runs from base 16 to 2229 and encodes 737 amino acids. Gene Ontology annotation, cellular component: centrosome. The transcript has 14 exons.
CGUGGCGGCGGCGGCAUGCCCCAGGCACCCGCACGGUCCGCGCCCCUGGCGAGCCCCGACUACUAUGAGAGGCUGGGCCGCCUCCAGCGCGGGCUGCGGGACAGUGAAAAGAAGAGAUUGGACCUGGAAAAGAAACUUUAUGAAUAUAAUCAAUCUGAUAUAUGCAGAGUUAAGCUGAAGUAUGUAAAACUAAAGAAAUACCUGGAGGAAAUAUGUGAAUCAGAAAAGAAGGCUCAUACUCGAAACCAAGAAUAUUUAAAGCAGUUUGAGCGUGUCCAAACUCAUGUUGGACACUUCACCACAAAUACAGAGAAGCUUCAAGAACUGAAGAUUGAAUAUGAGACUCAAGUUAAGAAGAUGCAGUUACUCUCAAAAGACAGCCUGGGAAUAACAGGUGAACUGAAAGAUGAAGAUAAAGAAAAGGUUGCAAUGCAGGCAGGGAUUAACUUGGGGACAGCUGUGUCAAGAGGAUUGUAUCAACCAGCAACAAUCUUUAUGGGCCGCCAAAUGUCAGCCAUCUCAAGCACUGGAGAUGUUAGUACAGAGCAGAAAUCUCCCCAACCCACGAAGAACUUCUCAAUUCCUGACCCACGUUCACAGCGACAGACAGCCCAGAGCAGUGAUGUGACAGACAGCUAUGUAGUCCGCACUAAUAGUGACACACAGUGCUUAAAUAAGUCUGACAAAAUAGAUGGAAGGACAUCUCUUCAGAUUGGUGAGAAAACGCCAGUCACAGCCAGCCCAUUGUCUGAGGAGGAACAGACUCAUUGCUUGGAGAUAGGAAGCAACUCACGUCACGGCAAGAGUAAUUUAUCUGAAGGCAAAAAGUCUGCUGAACUCCAUUCCCUGUUACAGGAAAGAUUACGUCCAGGGAGCAGAACCACUGAUUUAAAGUGUGACAGUUCCAGCAGAUCAGGGGGAUCAGAGAGAGAAAUACUGACACGGGAACAUAUUGAAGUCAAGGAAGAAAGUGCCAGACUACCAGUCACUCCGAUGUCAGUCUCAGAAUACUGUGCAUCUGAAAAUAAGUGUUCUCAAGAGAAGCAUUCUGCUCAGGAAGGUUUCUCAGAUCAUCCUCCUCACGGGGACCCCGAGGCACAGAAGCCCUUCAGGAAAAUGCAGCAACAGCAGGAAGAGGAAAGUCUGAGCAGCAGCAGUGACCUCACAGUUUCCUUAAGUGAAGAUGAUCUGAUUUUAGAGAGUCCAGAACCACAGCCAAAUCCAAGUGACAAGAUGGAGGGAGAAGAUGGAAUAGAGGCCUUAAAAUUAAUCCACUCUGAGCAAGAAAGAGGUGCCCUAUCCACCGAAAAACAUAAGUGUAUUUUGCAAACUCUAAGCUCUCCUGAUUCAAAAAAGGAAUCCUCCACUAACUCACCAACAAGAGAACUCUAUAAUCACAGUGACAUUCUGAAAGAAGACCUUGAAGCCUGUGGAACAGCUGUCCUUCACCAGCCUCCGAGACUCUUACCUGGAGGUGGCAGCCAUGAAAAGCAAGUCAGAUCUGAACAAGCGUCAGCCUCAGGCUUUUUGAGGGCACAGUUGGGUCAGCACAUGGCCGCCUUGAAAGAACGUGAUAAUUCUAUCACAGAAGAGGUAGCUAAGAAGUCUGAAGUUUUCCUAGUCAAAAACGUGGACCAGAGGACAGGGGCAGCAGCGUUAUUGAAAAAAGCCCCUACAGAAGAGUGUGACGAUAGUUCGGCCGUUCACAGUAAUGAAUCAUCUUGCAGCUUGCCAUCUAUUCUGAAUGACGGUAGUGGAAUAAAGGAAGCGAAACCCACUCUAUGGCUCAACAGUGUUCUUACAAGGGAACAAGAAGUUUCAAGUGGCUGCGGAGAUGACAGCAAGGAAGAGAGCGUGGCAGCAAAGAUUCCAAUCACAGAAACAAAAGCCUACCAGUUGCUGAAGUGGUCUACCCUUCAGGAUAAUACAAAUCAAACUGAAGACAGGUUCCAAAAGGCAGAUGCUUCUGCAUCACAACUGUCAGGUUUGAAUAUUGGCAGCGGUACAUUCAAGACAAAGACAACUAACGAAAUCGCUUCGGAAGCUAGUUUUUCAUCUAGUGAAGGAAGUCGUUUGUCAAGGCAUGAGAACAAAGAGAAACUAACCACCAACGUAAAGUCUAAAGCCUUCUGGGGUGAGUCUGAUGACACUAACUCGGAAAUUGAAGCUGCUCUACGUCCUAGAAACCAUAACACAUCCACCGAUGAUUUUGAUGAUUUUUAUGACUAAUAAGCUGUACCAUCUGUUGGAAAUAAAGUCUUUAAACAAACUGAAAUCCUGUGUUCAUAUGUGAUGUCCAAAA